Sodiomyces alkalinus F11 is the source of this 1149-nucleotide messenger RNA. RefSeq lists its product as hypothetical. The record is from RefSeq and is a predicted model, not a curated record. The transcript is spliced from 6 exons. The coding region runs from base 1 to 750 and encodes 249 amino acids. Lineage: Eukaryota; Fungi; Ascomycota; Sordariomycetes; Glomerellales; Plectosphaerellaceae.
AUGGGCGUUCCUUCAGCGGGUGGGCGACCACAACAGAGCAGCAAGUCUUUCCCUGUGGGUGGACCGGUCGGUCAGAGGCUCGGCGACCCGCUCGGGGAUGUCAAAUGGGGAAGCGUGGGCGCCGCGGUGCGGGAGCUUGCAUUGCUUAACAAACGAAAAUCUGGGGAAGUCAACCUGGGAAGCGCGGACCAGUCCAGCCAGGCCAGGACACUUUUCGAGGCCAACUUCUGCUUCUUACAAGUUACGGAACAAGAGGCUAUGGAAUACGAAGCAGACAGAGACGAGUUCCCCGGAUCCGACAACUGCUCAUUGAAGUAUCCUUGCAUGGGGACUUAUCAGGGCAACGCGCAGUUCCGCAAGGACAAUUCGGCCCUGAUGCUUUGUCGUCCGUUUGGCCGUUUUCCACUCAUCUCAGAGAAAUACCUUGGCGACAUGGAUACAAAGGAUUCUUGGGAGGCCUGGCCAAGUCAUCACGGCCACACCAAAUCAGAAAUCCCAUCUUGUCCCACCUGGGGCUUCUACCCCGUUAUCGAUCAAUCUGCGAUCAUUUGCGAAGACUACCCCAUACAUUGGAUCACCCUUAUGGUUAAAGUGAAUCCUUGGCGACUCAAAUUACUUCGUGACAGGGAGAAAGAGGCCGACCCAGACAACCCGUCCUUGGCCAUUCACACGUCCCUCAACCCCAGCUUGUUUGAGACUCCUAGCCCGCCCAAUGUUGUCCUUCCGCCGCACAUCUUUUCCAUCCAAUAAAUUCGGAGUACCCAGCCUUGUCCAGGGUUCUCAUGCCCAGCAUUGCGGGACUUGGGGGUUGCCCAGGUUCUGGAAAUGAUUUGUCCCCUUUAUCUGUAGGCUGGCUGCAAUGUCCAUCAUCUGCAUUCUAAGGUUUCUCUUGUCUCAGUGAACGGUGGUUGCAGUGAACGGGCGUGUGAUGGUGCCCAGAGUGGCUCAAACUUGUUGAGAAGAAUAUUCAACCAGGGCGGCUGUUGUCUUCCUAACCCACCACUUGACACACUCAUAUUCAGUACGGAUCAGCGUAUGCGGGCCAGCUGAAGGCGAGGCUCCCCCCCUGUAAUUGAUGCGCUUGAUGCGCUGGAAUGAGCAUGAUCGCCUUGAGGGUGGCUUGUUUGGCAAUAUUUCAUACACACAGAC